Molecule: messenger RNA, 4607 nt
Organism: Toxorhynchites rutilus septentrionalis
Lineage: Eukaryota; Metazoa; Arthropoda; Insecta; Diptera; Culicidae
Product: lachesin-like
Exons: 8
Coding region: 1231-2955 (574 amino acids)
Biological process (GO): synapse organization; homophilic cell-cell adhesion
Cellular component (GO): axon; plasma membrane; neuronal cell body
Molecular function (GO): protein binding; axon guidance receptor activity
Source: RefSeq, a predicted model, not a curated record
GCCGCUAACAGUCAGUCAGUCUAUCGCGUGAAGGUUGAACGUUCGGAUCGGUCCUUUCGAGUGCUCGCGCGCUGUAACAACACCACACAACCCAACACAACACGGUUCUUGUCUCUCCGGUUCACACACAGUGUUGCACAGAGUGUGUGUUCGCUACUAAGCUGCCCGAGUCCUUCAGGCCCUUCUAUUGUUCGUGCUUGUAGCAGCCAUACAUGCAGGCGCUGGUGCAGUUGCAUUGCUUCCGCUCUCGUGACGUUCGGCGCUAGCUUUUGUGGGUGGAAGACGAGAAGUGCAUCGCUUAGUGAUUGAUGAUGAUUGUGGAUCACUUGAUUGUUGUUUGCAUAAUUUCCCCGGCUUGGUGAGUUGUAUACAUCGCAUCGUCUGUCGAGCGUUAGGAUGGAUGAAGUUCGCCAGUAGUGGGCGAUAGUUGUUUGGGAAUUGCGUUUUAUUUUCCUUUCCGUUGCGAAAAAAACGUAUGGUUCGGUCGAUUUGUCGGCGAAAAAAAUUAUUGCCCCCCAUUGGAUGGAAUCCUUAUCUCAGUCGUUCGUGUUCCCUGUCCCAAGCAGAAGCAGAAGUGAUUGUUAACUGAAUUUGCCGUUUGAUGUUGUGACCAGUGACCAGCAAAUUGGCCAUCGUGCUCUCAAUCAUCCGAUAAAGUUUUCCCGUUUCGGUUGAUUUGGUGUUAUCUGUGGAAGGAGAGUCCUUGGUUUGGUUUUGUUUCCCAAGUGGAGAAAAAAAGUGCUUGAGACAACGUGACCCAUCAGUGGAGGAAAAAGGGAGCUCGACAGCAAAAAAGUGUAACAAUUACAAAAGAAAAUAAAGUCCCAUUCGGAAGGCAGUUCAAGUGAUACGGAGUGAAUUCUGAAGAGUUUCCACUUCCCGGUAGGAGAAGCUUCAGCGCACAAAAGCGAGCAUAAAAACGCGUUCGAUAUUCCACUCGCGUAACGGGGCCACCGACAAACGACACAGAUAUAUAGAUAUAGAAAAUUCGUUCGACGAAAGCCGGAACCUGCGUUGGCGAGAGUGAAAUUUUGAUUGAUUGGGGGAUUUUUUUUUUCGGGCUCGGUUCGGAAUACGGAGAAGCACGCUCCCAGCUGGGACGAGCUGUCAGUGAACGAGGAAAUAGUGUUUCAAAUUUUGUGGAUUAAAACCAUCCCCAUCUAUCAACUGGGUGAUCCUUGGCGCCAUUCCCAUAAUUGAGACUCUCAAUCACCCAUCCACCCACUAGUAAUGGGAGAUUUGCUGAAAAUGUUGGAUAAAAGUUGUUCUCUGGCCUGGAGCUGCCGCUGGAUGCUGUUGGCGCUGAUGCUGUUUGUACAAGGAACGACGCCAUCACCUUCCCGCUACUCGGAGAGCAAUUACUUGGAAGAAGACAAAUAUUCUCCCGGGUUCCUGACGCUGGGACAGAAAUACAGCAUAGCCAUCGGCUCGACCGUGGUGCUGCCGUGCAAAAUUAAUGAGACAGAAAGCUCCAGCCAUUACGUGCUCGCGUGGAAACGAGACAUCGCCGUGCUGACGGCGGGGACGGUCAAAGUCACCGUCAACCCCCGAAUACGGCUGAUGCCGGUGCAAGGCCAGGCGGACCAGCACGGAGCCCUCUCCACCGGGUACAAUCUGGAGAUCCGGGACGUUCGGGUGAGCGACGCCGGUGACUACAUCUGCCAGAUCGGAUCGAUGGAACCGAAGGAGAUUGUGCACACGCUGGAGGUGUUGGUGCCGCCGAAAAUUGACUACAUCUCACCGGCGAACAAGCUGGACGUCAACAAGGGCGCCCAGGUGCGGAUGGAGUGCCGCGGAUCCGGCAAUCCGGCGCCCAAGAUCAUCUGGUCGCGCAGGAACAAUGUGCUGCCCAACGGCGAAGCGAACAAAACCGGAAACGUGUUCGAUGUGAUGCAUGCCACUCGCCACACCAGCGGCCACUACCGAUGCACCGCCGAUAAUCGGGUCGGCCAACCGGACAGCAGGGAAAUCGUGGUCAAUGUGCUCUAUCCGCCAGAAAUCGAAGUGGAGCAGCAGAUCGUGCACAGCGGUGUCGGACACGAGGCCCAAUUAGUGUGCAUCGUUCAUGCCGAACCGGCGCCCAACGUGAUUUGGUACAAGGAUACAACCCAGCUGGGAACAACCGAGCAGCACUCACAGCAGGUCCGUGGCAACAAGCACAGUUUGAUCAUUCGGAAUGUAACAUACAUGGAUCUCGGUAACUACACCUGCCAGGCUUCGAACGCUUGGGGAAAAGAUCGCGGAUCUCUGUCCCUUAGUGGCCUACCAACGAUUUGCUACUUCGACUCGCCCACUUUGAGCAGCUAUCGCGACCAGUACAACAUCUCCUGGACCGUCCAGAGCUACUCGCCCAUCCGGGAGUACCGUCUGUUCUACCGUAUGCAUUCUCCCUCGAAGUCCCAUCUGUUGCACACCGGUAGCCACGACAAGCAACUGGACAACCACAUAUUCUCCCAUGGAACCAUCUACGCCAGCAAUCCGUACAGCAGCGGUAGUGGAAGCGGCAGCACCAGUGGCAACCAUCUUGGGGGCGAGCAGUGGGAGAAUGUGGUGAUCCCGGAGAUGCUCGCCGACUACAACAACAUCCACGGUGGACACUACUACAACUCGCCGUACAGCUUUCAGACCGGAAUUCGACACCGAAUGAGCUUCCAGAUGAAGAAAUUGCAGCCGGGCAGCAACUACGAGGCACGGGUCCAGGCACGGAACGAUCACGGCUGGAACCGGCUGUCGAGCAUAUUCCACUUCUCCACCCGGUCGGAAGACAUGGAAUUGGAGCCGUCCGCCCAGCCGGCCGUGCAUGGUGCAGGUCUGCUAGACAAGGGCCUGCUGAGCAGCAGUGACGCCGUUACGUCCUAUUCCCAUAAGCUAUCGGGCCGUGGUCUGUUGGCAAUGGUGCUGCUGGUCACCGUGGCGGUGGCCUCCCAACUGCCGCUCGUCGUCUUAUCGGCAUGAUUUGCAUCCUUUUUCUUUUCUUUUCAUUCCAAUUAAUCCACUAAUCACUGGACGAGAUAGGUGGGCAGCUAAUUAUAGCUCGGAGUGAGGACCAGACACUGUCCAACCGAUAUAAAUCGAACCAGAGUAACAGCAGAAGUAGCAGGGUCGAAGGUUAGAAAUUUUGUUUUCUAAUUAUUGAUUUCUUGACAUCUUCGCCAAAGAUUCCUUUUAGUUUUAGAAUUUAGAGUUUCCGACAAAAAAAAAGACGGGGCAAAUAUUUCCGUUCAGUAGCCAUGUUUUGUACCAAAGAAAUAGAAACGAUGAUGAAACAAGAGACUUCGUGAAUGGAAAAGACAGAUCAGAGUUGAACGAAAAACGUUGACUCGAGAAAAUGAAUAGUGCUAGGAGAGAGUAACAGAAGAAGAAAAAAAAAACAAACAGAAAUGCAUAUUUAUUGGGUAGGAGAAGGUAAAGGUAAAAUUAUUUUUCAAAUUGUAAAAAACAAUUUAGAGUGUAACAAGCGAAUGUGAGUAGUGUUAGCGUGUAAAAAAAACCAGAAAGCAGCCAGAUACGGUGAUUAGAACUUAGUGAUGAACGAAGGGUAGAUUUAUGUUCCAUUUGAUUUCAUCUGCACAAAACUAUCACACUAUUAUACAUUCCGAGUGAAGACAGGUCCGUUGUAGAGGCAAACAAAUCUCUUUCUAUUCAGCUUCUUCAUAUAGAUCGUGCCGUCAGAGGGAUUUUAUUGUUUAACAAAAACAAAAAAAAAGGUAAAUGUAUGUUAAGUAUUGAAAUUUUAUAGUUGAUUAAGGUGAGAAGUAAACAAAAACAAAUAAAAAAGCAUCAACACAAAAGAAACUUAAGAAUAGGCCUUUCUAAAUACAAUUGCACAUCACAAGCUGGCCGAGAGAAUAUCGAAUAUUCGCUCACUGAUAAAAAAGGGAAAGCGCUUGAUGAAGUGUGCAAGCAAAUUUUAAACUUAAACCGAAAACAACCAUUUUACCGCCGAUUUACCGCAAAGCUAAAUUUUUACUGUAAAUAAACAUUUCAUCAUAGCGAGAGAGAAUCAAUUUCUGAAACACAAAACGUCGUCAAAUACAAUGCCAAACACCUCGAGAGAAAAAAAAUGUACUCAAAUCCAUAAAAAAAAAACAAUGAGCACUCGCGCACGCAUACCGUCUGAUUUGUUUUACCAUGAGUUUGUUUUUGUGGGACCAUAAUAAACUAAAAUAAUAAUCAAUUUAAUGAUAAACCGAUGUGAAAAAUCUGUAAAACCAAUCGCUUUCUGUCCACGGCGGGAUAAUUUUAUGGAUCGUGAACGCUUGUAUGUCAAUGGAAGAACAAAAGCCACACACAGACAAAAAAAAGGACCGUUAAAACAAAAUUGCACAACGAUUUUUUCUCUCUCUGCGGAAGUCACCCACUCAUAAACUCGUGAACAACAAUUGUAAAACAUAAAAAUAAAAACACGAUAUCUGAUUUUCCAAUGAGCUAAAAGUAUGUCAACAACACAAACACACAGAUACACAGACAAACAAACACAAAUCCGCGCUGUUUUAUACUUUUUCAUUCCAUAUCAGCAGAGGGGAGAGAUAAAAAUACUUCAGCCAAAGCAUAAUGGAGUAAUAAACGAUACAAAAAUAUGAUAUUUGAAAUAAAAAAAAAAACAA